This is a messenger RNA of Choloepus didactylus (southern two-toed sloth), 728 nucleotides long. RefSeq names its product fatty acid binding protein 3 (gene FABP3). Gene Ontology annotation, biological process: fatty acid transport. The coding region runs from base 87 to 488 and encodes 133 amino acids. The record is from RefSeq and is a predicted model, not a curated record. Gene Ontology annotation, molecular function: fatty acid binding. NCBI's taxonomy places the organism in Eukaryota, Metazoa, Chordata, Mammalia, Pilosa, Megalonychidae. Gene Ontology annotation, cellular component: cytosol; nucleus. The transcript is spliced from 4 exons.
CAGCGCGGGCAGGGGAGCCGCUGGUCCUGGAGUCCUAGCAGCUUGCUCUCUCUCAUCGUUUCUCUCUCCAGUAACCCAGCCUCACCAUGGUGGACGCCUUCCUGGGUACCUGGAAGCUAGUGGACAGCCAGAAUUUCGAUGAAUACAUGAAGUGUCUUGGUGUGGGUUUUGCUACCAGGCAGGUGGCUGUCAUGACCAAGCCUACCACAAUCAUUGAAAAAAAUGGGGACACUAUUACCAUAAAGACACAGAGCACCUUCAAGAGCACGGAAAUCAGCUUCGAGCUAGGGGUGGAGUUUGAUGAGACAACGGCAGAUGACAGGAAAGUCAAGUCCAUUGUGACACUUGAUGGAGGCAAACUUGUCCAUGUGCAGAAGUGGGACGGGAAAGAGACGACACUUGUGCGAGAGCUAAAGGAUGGGAAACUCAUCCUGACACUCACCUUUGGCAGUGUAGUUAGCAUUCGCACUUAUGAGAGAGGGGCAUGAACGUACCCACUCCAUCACUGACUGUUCCUCUGCCAACAGGCCACCACUGGACUCAGCACCAGAAUGCCUCAUCUUUUCCUCUAACAUUUUGUAUAAGUCCACUUUGGUUGGUGAAUUCUCUUGGAUCAGGGGGCACCAGCCUGGAUUCAGUUCCAGUUCCCAUUGUGUGUGUAUGUUUUUUUAACUGCAUCUAAAGGGUGCUCUGAGGUCAAUAAAGCAAAGCCUGAGGCCACACAUUUG